UACUCGAUGGGCGACUGAAUAUCAGCAACACAUGGAAAUAUUGUAUUUAUUCAGGUUCUAGCUCUAUAAUCUCUGAUGGUCAAACAAGAAUGAACAAUGACACGGCAUCUUCUGUGAACAACUUCUUGAACAACACCGCCAGUUUUGUCAACAGCUCCAACAGCAGCUUUCUGAAGGAGCAGGAGUCGUGUUCAUCUUAUAAUCAAGACUAUUAUUUUGGUGAUGGUGGUCCGUCAUUGAAUCAUCACCUAGGCAACCAUUAUUCAUUAUCAUCCUCUCCAGAUCUGUUCAGGUACCAUCCUGGAUCAUCACUGCAUGGCCUUUCUAGCCCUGUACUAGCCAGAGCUCUGAACGCUCUCAACGCAGACAAAAACAGAAGACCACGAGGUGAGAAAAAACCCAUACCCGAUGAGCAGAAAGAUGAUAAAUAUUACGAAAGAAGGCGCAAGAACAACGAGGCGGCGAAGAAAUCCAGAGACGCAAGAAAACAGAGGGAGGAUGAGCUAGCCAUGAGGGCCAGUCACCUUGAGAGGGACAACUCCAUCCUCAAGGUCAAGAUCGUCUCGAUGAGGGAGGAGGCCAUGAAGUUGAGGGAGCUGUGGGUGGCCAAAUGUCAGGGUCUGGCCAUGGGCAGACAACAAAACCUGCAGGCCAACCAAAGCUCUGUGCCUGUAAGUGGGUCAAAUCAGGGGAGGUAAACAUUCCAUGUUUCUUGUACAGACACCCACACUUCUAUCCACUUAAACUUAGGUAGUUUCACAGUUUUUCUAAAACUUUCCCACCCUAAACAUUUCUGUUAAACAAAAAAAAAAACAACCUUUCAUCUAACUAAAACUGCCUUAAUAUAUUCAGGAGUUACGGGUAUUUUUGCUCAAUGUUCAGAAUUAUAUUUGUUAUACAUUGAUGAGAUGAUGUGUACAUAUG
Molecule: messenger RNA, 924 nt
Organism: Physella acuta
Lineage: Eukaryota; Metazoa; Mollusca; Gastropoda; Physidae
Product: bZIP transcription factor 8
Biological process (GO): regulation of transcription by RNA polymerase II
Cellular component (GO): nucleus
Molecular function (GO): RNA polymerase II cis-regulatory region sequence-specific DNA binding; DNA-binding transcription factor activity, RNA polymerase II-specific
Source: RefSeq, a predicted model, not a curated record